This is a messenger RNA of Zea mays, 1422 nucleotides long. RefSeq names its product pro-resilin. Lineage: Eukaryota; Viridiplantae; Streptophyta; Magnoliopsida; Poales; Poaceae. Gene Ontology annotation, molecular function: metal ion binding. The record is from RefSeq and is marked validated. The coding region runs from base 138 to 1202 and encodes 354 amino acids. The transcript has 3 exons.
CAGGGCCGGACACUACACUACCAUUUUUCCUUUCGCAGCGUCCCGUCUGUCUGUCUGUCUGCCUCCCUCCGCUCACCUCCUCUGCUUCUUCUCGCUUUCUUCCAUCUUGGUCCAGCCUCCACUCUUCCUGCUGAGCCAUGGCGGCUGCCGAAGAAGGGCCAGAGCCACUCAGGUAUCAGACUCUGGCCCUGAGGGUGAGCAUCCACUGCGAGGGUUGCAAGAAGAAGGUGAAGAAGGUGCUCCACAGCAUAGAAGGGGUGUACAAGACGGACAUAGACACGCAGCAGCAGAAGGUGGUGGUCAUAGGCAACGUCUCUGCAGACGCGCUCGUCAAGAAGCUCCUCAAGUCCGGGAAGCACGCGGAGCCGUGGCCGGAGCCUGCUCCAGCCCCACCGGCCGCCGACAGCCCGCCCGGGCCCGACGGAUCUCCCGGCAGCGCAGGCAAGAAGAAGAAAAAGAAGAAGGGCAACAAGAGCCCCGAGGCGGCGAACAACAAGCCCGCCGAUCCGGCGCCAGCGCCCGCGCCCGCGCCGGCGGAGGGCAACGGCGGACCCAACCCCCCGGAGCAGCACGACAAGGCUGACGGCGGCGCCUCGUGCGAUGAGGCAUCGGAUGGUGAGCAGGAUAAGCCUGAGGCUGGCGGUGGCGGCGGCAACGGCUCCCCUGACGCCGGAGAAGCCAACGAGGGCGGCAAGGUGGCCCCUUCCGCCAUGACGCCGCACGGCCCGCAGCCCAUCGCGGCUGCCACCAACAGCAAUGGUGGUGGUGGUGGUGGCGGCGGCGGCGGCAAGAAGAAAGGCAAGAAAGGUGGCCACGGCAAUGCCAACAGAGACGGCGCCGGGCCAAUCGUCGAGGUCCAGCCCCCGCCGGACGCACCCACGAAGCCGGCCGCCGGCAACUCCGGCCCUCUCACUGUCAUCGACGCGGGACCGUACCCACCACCGGCAGCGGCGGCGAUGAGCUACCCAGGGUACUACGCCGCCGGGGUCCACCCGCCGGCGUACGUCAUGAGCUACAGCACGGCGCACCCGAGCUCUGCGCUCCGGAGCAGCGCGUACUACCACCCGAUGGCCGGUGCGCCGUACACACCAGGGAGCGGCGGCGGGUACUUCUACUCGACGGCGCCGGCGCCGGCGCCGGCGGCGCCCGGAUCGUACUACAUGUUCAGCGAGGAGAACGCCAACGCAUGCAGCGUCAUGUGAGAAGAUUAGACGGUUAAUAAUCAACUCAACUCAAUUAUUAACUGCAAGAAGAUGUUGCAGAGAGUGGAUGUGCUAGUCAUUAUGCUCUUGUUGUGCCCAAGAACUGGUUGUCAUUGCAACGUUAUUUUGCUGUAUCUGCAAAAUACAUGGAUUUUGAUUUUGGAUGUGUUAUUAGUUUAUACAUUAUAGUAGUUUACUACUAUAUAUGAACUGAAGCAUC